Messenger RNA from Poecile atricapillus (Black-capped chickadee), 3450 nucleotides. RefSeq names its product liprin-alpha-3-like. The record is from RefSeq and is a predicted model, not a curated record. Gene Ontology annotation, molecular function: hormone activity. Gene Ontology annotation, cellular component: presynaptic active zone; extracellular region. Gene Ontology annotation, biological process: synapse organization. Lineage: Eukaryota; Metazoa; Chordata; Aves; Passeriformes; Paridae.
UGCCGGGAGCAGCUCCUGGAGCGCGAGGAGGAAAUCGCCGAACUCAAGGCUGAGCGCAACAACACCCGGCUGCUGCUGGAGCACCUGGAGCACCUGGUGUCGCGUCACGAGCGCUCCCUGAGGAUGACGGUGGUCAAGCGCCAGGCGCAGUCCCCGGCCGGGGUCUCCUCCGAGGUCGAGGUGCUCAAGGCCCUCAAGUCGCUCUUCGAGCACCACAAGGCCCUGGACGAGAAGGUGCGGGAGCGGCUGCGGGUGGCCCUGGAGCGCGUGGCCGUGCUGGAGGAGGAGCUGGAGGUGUCCAACCAGGAGUCCCUGUCCCUACGGGAGCAGCUGUCCCGGCGCCGCUCGGGCCUGGAGGACGCGGCCACCGACGGGGACACGGCGGUGAGGGGACAGAGGGGACAGAGGGGACAGGGGUCACGGGGUCAUCUCGGGGCCGUCCCCGAUCGCCGUCGCGAGGCCGAGCUGGAGGCGUCGCUGGGCCGGCACCGCGUGGCCGCUCUGUGCCGCCAGCUGGGCCGGCUGCAGGACGAGGCCAGCGCGGCCCAGAGGGAGCUGGCCCGGGCCCACGAGGCGGGGGCCAAACUCCAGAGGGACCUCAAGGAGGCGCUGGCGCAGCGUGAGGACAUGGAGGAGCGCAUCACGACGCUGGAGCGGCGCUACCUGAGCGCCCAACGCGAGGCCACGUCCCUGCACGACGCCAACGACCGGCUGGAGAACGAGCUGGCCAGCAAGGAGUCACUGUACCGGCAGAGCGAGGAGAAGGGCCGGCAGCUGCAGGAGUGGCUGGAGGACGCCAAGGCCAAGCUGCAGCUGACCCUGCAGAAGGCCGAGACGCUGCCCGAGAUCGAGGCCCAGCUGGCCCAGAGGGUGGCGGCGCUCACCAAGGCUGAGGAGCGCCACGGGAAUUUCGAGGAGCGGCUCCGGCAGCUCGAGGCUCAACUGCAGGAGAAGAACCAGGAGCUGCAGAGGGCGAGGCAGAGGGAGAAGAUGAACGAUGAGCACAACAAGCGGCUCUCGGAGACCGUGGAUCGGCUGCUGAGCGAGAGCAACGAGCGGCUCCAGCUGCACCUCAAGGAGAGGAUGGGGGCGCUGGAGGAGAAGAACUCGCUGAGCGAAGAAAUUGCCAACAUGAAGAAGAUGCAGGACGAGCUCCUGCUCAACAAGGAGCAGCUGCUUGCGGAGAUGGAGAGGAUGCAGCUGGAGCUGGACCAGCUCCGGGGGCGCCCCGGCUCUUCCUACUCCAGGUCCCUCCCGGGCAGCGCCCUGGAGCUCCGGUACCCCCAGAGCCCCCUCGGGGGGACCCCCCUGGACCCCCACGCCCCCCCCCGCCGGCCCAGGAAGGGGCGCUGGGCCCCCCCAAAAGAGGAGGGGUCUCUAAUUCCUCCCCCACCCCCCGUGCAGGACUGGGAGAGGGGGGGGCUCCCCCCGGAGGGUCCCCCCGAGGGUUCGGACGAGGAGGAGCCUCGGGGGGGGGUCCCGGGGGGGGGGGAACCCCCAAAAUCUCCGGGGGGACAGACGGACGUGCAGACCCUGGCGUUCAUGCUCCAGGAGCAGCUGGAGGCCAUCAACAAGGAGAUCAAGCUGAUCCAGGAGGAGAAGGAGAGCACGGAGCUGCGGGCGGAGGAGCUCGAGAGCCGCGUGGGGGGGGCGGGGCUGGAGGGGGGGACCCCCAAAUUCCGGGGGGGUCCCUCGGCCCUCCCCCCCGCCCCUCCCCCCGCGCUCAGCGGCCCCGCCCUCGCCAGCCCCUCCCCCCCCAGCAGCGGCCGCUCCACCCCCCGCCCCGCCCCCCCCAGCCCCGCGAGAGAGAAUCACGUCCCGAAGGAGGAGCCGCGGGGGGGGGCGGAGGAAAAGGGGGGGGGGCUGGUCCCCGAGGGUCCCGGAGCCCCCCCAGACCCCCUGCACAAGACCCCCCCCAAAAAGAAAAGCAUCAAAUCCUCCAUCGGCCGCCUCUUCGGGAAGAAGGAGAAGGGGAGGCUGGGACCCCCCCCGAGGGACGCCCCCUCCCUGGCCGGGACCCCCUCGGACGAGCUGGGCCCCCCCGAGGCGCUGGGCCUGGCCAAGCUCCCGGGGGGGGUGGACAAGGACCGGAGGAGCAAGAAAAAGCACGAGCUGCUGGAGGAGGCUUGCCGCCAGGGGCUGCCGUUCGCCGCCUGGGACGGCCCCACCGUGGUCUCGUGGCUCGAGGUGUGGGUGGGGAUGCCAGCCUGGUACGUGGCCGCGUGUCGCGCCAACGUCCGCAGCGGGGGGGUCCUGGCGAACCUCUCGGACCCCGAAAUCCAGCGGGAAUUGGGGAUCUCCCACCCCCUGCACCGGCUGAAGCUGCGGCUGGCGGUGCGAGAGAUGGUGUCACUGACCAGUCCCUCCGCGCCCCCCUCUUCACGGACUUGCACGGGGAACGUGUGGAUGACGCACGAGGAGAUGGAAUCGCUCCCGGCCACGCCCAACGCGGAGCCGCGCGAGAUCAGCUGGGAACAGAUCCUGGCCCACGGGGACAUGAACCACGAGUGGGUGGGGAACGAGUGGCUGCCCAGCCUGGGGCUGCCCCAGUACCGCAGUUACUUCAUGGAGUCGCUGGUGGACGCGCGGAUGCUCGACCACCUCAGCAAGAAGGAGCUGCGGGGGCAGCUGAAGAUGGUGGAUUCCUUCCACCGGGUGAGCCUGCACUACGGCAUCAUGUGCCUCAAGCGCCUCAACUACGACCGCAAGGAGCUGGAGCGGCGGCGGGAGGAGAGCCAGGGGGGCACCUCCGAUGUGGUGGUGUGGUCCAACGAGCGGGUCAGUGCCUGGGUCAGCAGCGUGGGGCUGCGCGAGUUCGCCCCAAACCUCGGCGAGUCCGGCGUGCACGGGGCGCUGCUGGCGCUGGACGACACCUUCGACUGGGCUGACCUGGCCCUGCUCCUCCAGAUCCCCACCCAAAACUGCCAGGCGCGGCAGCUGCUGGAGAAGGAAUUCAGCGCUUUGAUCUCGGCGGGCACCGAGCGGCGCCUGGAUGAGGACGCCCCCAGACCCUUCAGCCGCUCCCCGUCCUGGCGGAAGCUGUUCCGGGAGAAGGAGCUGCGGGGGGGGGGUCCCGAUGCCGCUGAGAUGUUGCCCCCCAACUUUCGGGGGGGACCCCUGGGGACCCCCCCCCUUCCCCUGCGCAAGGUCCAGCCCGAGGGGAAUUCGCUGCCCCCCCCGAGGGGGGAUGGGGGGGUCUCGGAGCCGGUUUACCGCAGCCCCCUGGGUCCCCCUCCCCAGUUUUCCUGCACCUAUUCCGGGGUUCGCUACGAGCGCUGGUUUUUGGGGGGCUGCGCCCCCGGGACGGACCCCUCGGUGUCGGUGCCGGUGGCUCUGGGCUGUCACUGCGGCCGCUGCCCCAUGGCCGCCACCGACUGCGCCGUGCUGGGGCUCGGCCCCUCCUUUUGUGGGGCUCCGGGGGGGUUUGGGGGGGUCCUGAACCCUCCCUAA